Acytostelium subglobosum LB1 is the source of this 1011-nucleotide messenger RNA. RefSeq lists its product as hypothetical. Gene Ontology annotation, molecular function: oxidoreductase activity, acting on the aldehyde or oxo group of donors, NAD or NADP as acceptor; NAD binding; NADP binding. NCBI's taxonomy places the organism in Eukaryota, Evosea, Eumycetozoa, Acytosteliales, Acytosteliaceae. The transcript has 3 exons. Bases 1 to 1011 code for a protein of 336 amino acids. The record is from RefSeq and is a predicted model, not a curated record. Gene Ontology annotation, biological process: glucose metabolic process.
AUGGUCGUCCCAGUUGGAAUUAAUGGUUUUGGUCGUAUCGGUCGUUUGGUCCUCCGUGCUUCAAUUGAGAACCCUGCUUGUCAAGUCGUCGCUGUCAACGAGCCAUUCAUGGAUGUUGACUACAUGAUCUACAUGUUCCACUACGACUCUGUCCACGGACGUUUCAAGGGUACCGUCGACAAGGAUGCCGAGGGACACCUCGUUGUUAACGGAAAGAAGAUCCACGUCUUUGCCGAGAAGGACCCAGCUAACAUUAAGUGGGGAUCUGUUGGUGCUCACUACAUUGUUGAGUCCACUGGUAUCUUCUUGACCACCGAGAAGGCUGGUGCUCAUUUGAAGGGAGGUGCCAAGAAGGUUAUUAUCUCUGCCCCAUCUGCUGAUGCCCCAAUGUACGUCAUGGGUGUCAACGAGGAGACCUACGUAAACUCUGUCGAUGUGCUGUCCAACGCCUCAUGCACCACCAACUGUCUCGCCCCAUUGGCCAAGAUCAUCCACGAGAACUUUGGCAUUGCUGAGGGUCUCAUGACCACCGUCCACGCCGUCACCGCCACCCAAAAGACCGUCGAUGGUCCAUCUGGAAAGGACUGGAGAGCCGGCAGAGCCGCCAACUGCAACAUUAUCCCCGCCUCCACCGGUGCCGCUAAGGCCGUCGGUAAGGUCAUCCCAGCCCUCAACGGAAAGCUCACUGGUAUGGCUUUCCGUGUUCCAAACGCCGACGUCUCUGUCGUCGAUCUCACCGUCAGAUUGGAGAAGGGUGCCACCUACGAUCAGAUCAAGCAGGUCCUCAAGGCUGCCUCCCAGUCCGACAAGUACAAGAGAUUCUUUGGCUACACCGAGGAUGAGGUCGUCUCCUCAGACUUCAUUGGUGACACCCACUCCUGCAUCUUUGACGCCAAGGCUGGUAUCUCCUUGAACGACAACUUUGUUAAGCUGGUUGCCUGGUACGACAACGAGAUGGGUUACUCCAACCGUGUUGUUGACCUCAUCUGCUACAUUGCCGGCAAGCAAUAA